Messenger RNA from Daphnia magna, 1645 nucleotides. RefSeq lists its product as uncharacterized. The record is from RefSeq and is a predicted model, not a curated record. NCBI's taxonomy places the organism in Eukaryota, Metazoa, Arthropoda, Branchiopoda, Diplostraca, Daphniidae. The transcript has 3 exons. Gene Ontology annotation, molecular function: structural constituent of chitin-based larval cuticle. Gene Ontology annotation, cellular component: chitin-based extracellular matrix. The coding region runs from base 147 to 1514 and encodes 455 amino acids.
GUCUGAAAUUAUUCUCAAGAGAAUGUCUUCGUCUAACGAUGAGCCAUGAAAACAGAGUAUAAAUGACUCCGGAUAACCAGCUGUCAUUACAGUCACUUAUUCAGCCUCAUUGACUGUUCACAACCCUUCCAGGCGCACUUUAUAGAAUGGAUUCCUUGUUAUUCGUACUCAGUUUGGCUUGCGCAUUCGCUGCUCCGGCUCCCGAACCAUACGUAAGCAUCGAAUCGUUCGACUCCACUUCCAGAGGAAUCCAAUAUUCAUCAGCCAAUACCAAAAUUCUUGGUCAAAUCAAUGAGCAUAAUGAGGACGGGUCUUAUACCUUCGGCUACGAGUCUGAGGACGGAUCGUUCCGCAUUGAAAAUAAAGAUCCCAAUGGAUUUGUCACUGGAAAAUAUGGAUAUAUCGAUACUAAUGGCAAGCUCCAAGAAUUUGAAUAUGUUGCAGGAUCGAUGAAUGGACGUUCGGUAGGAUACCAAGCGAGGGGAUCGGCGAUUCCUGAGACUAGUCGUGCAAAGGAAUUUCCAGUUAUGUAUCCAUCUACAGCGUCGGUGAAUCAGAAAGAUCGCGAUUACGAAUAUUCGAGUACCGAUGAUGACCGUAAUGGUUUCCCCGAUAAAGUUGUGAGUCAUAACCAGAAGCAAACCAACAUCGUUCGCUUAACGGACACUAAGGUUCCAACACCUUUGAAGAAUCCAUCAAACAUUGUCCAUCUAACAUCUCCGGUUCAGACCACAGUUGACAAUUCUUUCAACAUUGUCCGUUUGACUACUCCGGUUGAAACGUCGUUCGAAAAUCCAUCAAAUGUUAUCCGUUUGACGUCACCAUCUCAAACGACAUUCCAAAACCCAUCGAACACCGUUCGCAUAACUACACCACCACGAACGACAUCUGAAAAUCGAUUAAAGGUUGUCCGUCUAACCCAAGAAUCGCCCCAAAAUCCAUCGAAUGUUGGCCGUCUAACUUCUUCGGACCAAAUUUCGUCUGAGAAUCCAUCGGAGUUGGUCCAGUUUGUGAAUCCCGAACGCAUUACUGAACAGGAAGCAUCAGUUGUACGUCUAACCUCUUCGGAUCAAGAGGCGCCCGAAAAUCCUUCCAGUACCGUCCGUUUCGUUGGCCCAACCCAACGUCAGGUUGUCCGCUUGACUGCGCCGAAAAAGAAGAUUGCCAUUCAGCCCACUAGAGCAUCAAACGAUGGUUAUCAGGUGAUUAUGCAAGAGCGUCAAAGACAGCCUCAAUCCGUGCAGCUCGAUUCUCGUCCUUCUUACUACUCCAGCAACGACGGCCAGCGGUUUGUGCCACGUCCAUCCCCACAGUCGUCCGGAAGACUGAAUCCUUUCCUCAGCGGCCGGGCUACCUCUGUCAGGGAUAAUUACGGACGCUGGAUUGUUAGAGGCAAUAACAAACAGGCCCGUUUUGUUCCAUCUGUUCAGACCGUCUUCAUUGACGACGAUGACUUGGAUGAUUUUGAUUAUGAUUUUGAUGAUGACGACUUCCAACACUUUACGACUCUUUAGAUAUAAAUAUGCGGAUUAAAUUUUUUUAGCAAAGAUUGUUUUCGCGUUUUGCUUAUCUUUUGUUUAUUCCAUGUGUUGAUUAAAACAUCAACAACAUAUUCGGUUCUAAAAUACAAGCAAAGUACGGAAAA